AUGAUACUAGUUAUUUUUUACUGCACACUUUUUGUUUCUUUUGCUGCACUGGCAGCACAAACCACGACAACGGCAAAGCCAGAGAAAACACCAGCAGCAGAAGCAACCACUGCAACGUCAUCUAAGGAAAACGAUGUUUUGAAAUUCAUUCGCAUUCAUUUCGGCGAACUUCCUGACGGAAACGAUGACGGUAGCAAUUAUAGUCAGGAGUCCAUAAUCUUAAGCGUCGAUAUUCCGGCGAUAUACGAUAUCAGCGGCAGCAACAGCAAGGACGAUAAGAAUAACUAUGCAGAGCUAGUUAUCAGCAUUGAAUUCGAUUGGCCAUUUGAUUUUAUUGAAAACAAUAAUAACACCGACCACAGUAAUGGUGGAGAUAAGAAGCCGAGCGGCACUAGCCCCAACGUUCCAGUUACUGAAAGCAGUACCAAAAGCAGCAGCAUUCCUCCUUCCAGUACCACUACAGCGAAGCCCCUUUUCCUUUUUAGAGGUUUACCAGUCUACAACUAUAGCAGUCAAAGAAAUGCACCAACACAUCUGACUCAGCUCUGA
Molecule: messenger RNA, 549 nt
Organism: Gongylonema pulchrum
Lineage: Eukaryota; Metazoa; Nematoda; Chromadorea; Rhabditida; Gongylonematidae
Source: the annotation of a GenBank genome assembly